Molecule: messenger RNA, 3193 nt
Organism: Pimephales promelas (fathead minnow)
Lineage: Eukaryota; Metazoa; Chordata; Actinopteri; Cypriniformes; Leuciscidae
Product: protein NSUN7
Molecular function (GO): methyltransferase activity
Source: RefSeq, a predicted model, not a curated record
GAGACGGAAUCCUGCCUGCGUCAUCAUCUGACCAUAAACGUCCAGUUUCAGACUGUUUAUGUUUGGUAAAGUUCCUCAGAUAUUCGCAGAUUUAUUCUUCUGAACACACGCGGACCGAGGAGACUUUCAGAGAUUCAAAGAUUGUUUUCAUAAUCACCGAGUUUCGGUGUUUUGAUUGUUGAUUGGAUGAGGAUGGUCAGGAAAGGAGCCUCUGCGCGGCGCUCAUCCAAAAACGGCUCUCGAACCUCGGGUCGCGUGUCUCUGCUGGAUCCGGCCGCUCCAGAACCCGCUCCGCUCAACACCGACUCGUCGGAUCCGGACGACCGGGUGUACCUGCACGCGGCGACCAUCUUCCAGAACACACACCUGGAGAGGCCCGCGGCUCAGAGGCUCGUCAGCUUCGGGAAGAGGUCAGAGGUCAGCGUGCCUGAGGUCCGGGGCGAGGCGUCUCAGCGGUUAGCGUUCCAGCUCGCUUUCAACACGCUCAAAUAUCAGGAGCUUUUGGAGGACGUCUUGAUUGACAGCGGCUUCUGUGCCUCACAGCCAAUGCCUGAUGGGGGCAUGAGUCUGGUGGCCGUUUUGCUCACUGACCUACUGGACAGGAAGUUCCUCCCACGCUUGCAACCGGCCAAUCAGGAGCAAGAAGAGGAGGCUGUCAGAGAGGUGGAGGCGUGUCUGCUCAGGUUCAGGACUAAACUCGUGGCGUCUUUGGCUCGGUGUCGGAUCAAGCACGACCUGCUGACCCUGGAGAACAUCUUACCGGAGAAGAUCCGGCACAGGCAGGAGAGAGCAAGAGAGCUGCCGCUGUACGCCUGGAUCAACACACUCCGCAGCAGUUUUGAGAAGGUCAGGGAAGUGUUACGCACAUCAGGGUUCUCGUGUGUUAAGUCUGUGGCACAGCUGGAAGGCCGGAGCUUCUGUACAGACACACACUGUCAGGAUCUGCUGGUGUUCCCCAACGGCAUGAAGAGGGAACUGACCAACACCGGAUUACUGACCGACUGCAGGCUCGUGCUUCAGGAUAAGUCGUGUUGUGUGGGCCCCUGGGCGCUGCGCCCCCUGCUGGCUGAAGGAGGAGACGUCCUCAUGACCGGGUGUUUCUCGGCUCGGACCGUUGCACACGUGUCUGCGGUGUCUGCACACACACACACUGACACACACACUGACACACACAUCUCUCCGGUACAGAGCAAAGUGAUUGUGUGUGUGGGAGAUGAACCGCAGGCACAGAAAGAUGAACUACAGAACACACUCGCCAAAAUGGGCUGCAAGAAUGUGAAGCUGCUUCCAGUGUCUCUGGAGUGUGUGGAUGUGUGUGAUGUGCGUCUCCAGGAGGUUCGUGUGGCACUUGUGAUGCCGGCGUGUUCCCUGUCUGCCGUCAGCAACCCUGUGGAUUACAUCAUGCAGGAGAACAGAGACCCGCGGCUCAUGCUGGAUCUGUCACACGGCUCGGUCUCUCCAGAGAAACUCCAGACGCUCGUGUGCCGACAGAGGAAAGACCUGCAGCGUGUCGGCCAGUUUCCUCAGGUGCGGGCGGUGCUCUACUCCACCUGUUCUGUUCACUCAGAGGAGAAUGAGGAGGUGCUGAAGACCAUCCUCUCACAAUCACAGGAGCAUCAAUCCACAGCGCCGCCCUACAGGCUGAGUUCUCCAGGUCUCCCGCAGGACUCCAUCACUGAAGAUGAGGACGAUUCUCUGGAGAUGAAGGCCAGUUUCUUCAGACUGGAAGCAUCAGAUCACCACAAUGGCUGUUUCGUAGCUCUGCUCACACGACAGCCUGAACCUGAAGUGAAAGAGACGCCACAGCAAGUGCUCGCUCGCGCAGCGGCCAAAGGCUUGCUAGACGGACUCCAACUGAACCAGCCAAUCAGCAGAGAGCGCCGAGGCCGACGGUCCCGAAGAACAUCAGCUAAUCACAAACGCUCCACGAAGACACGCCCACACACUACACAGAGCGACCAAUCACGCGUGACGGAGUUCUUGAAUUACGAGAUGAGGGGAAGCAACCCGGAGCCGGCGGUUUCUCCUCGCAGUUCGUCACAAAACGAUCAACCCGCAAGUUCUCGACGUCUCUUUCAGGGCGUGUUCUCCAGGACAGGCCACACCCCUAACAAAACAAGCCACACCCCGAACACAGCAGGCUCCACCUCUAACACACCAGGCCACACCUCUAACAAAACAGGCCCCUCCUUUAAGACAAAAAGCUCCACCUCUAGCACAACAGACCACACCCUUUACACAACAGGCUCCACCUCUAACACAACAAGCUCCACCUCUAGCACAACAGACCACACCCUUUACACAACAGGCUCCACCUCUAACACAACAGGCUCCACCUCUAGCACAACAGGCCACACCCCUUACACAACAGGCUCCACCUCUAGCACAACAGACCACACCCCUUACACAACAGGCUCCACCUUUAAGACAACAGGCACCACCUCUCACAUAACAGGCCCCGUCCACAACACAACAGGCUCCACCCCUAACCUCUCCUCUUUCUCUGAGUUCUACUGUACUGGUUUGACUGGUUUGAGCUCUGCUUCAGCAUCUGUGAUCGUUGUUCACUCCUCAACGCCGGCCGCUCCGCCUAAAGGCCGACAUGAAGUUCUGAGGCCAACUACUGUCAUGUUUCCUCCCGUUCUGUCGUCAAGCGGUGGUCUUCUUCCUCAGAGGCGGAGCUAUGUUCUCACAAGCCCCACCCACACCAUCAAAAGCCCCGCCCAAACCCGUAACUCGACACCGGCUCCCCCUCGAACCCAAGCGGCAUUCAGAGUGAGACUGAAUCAUCUGAGGCCGUGGCUCUGACACAUAAACACAUGCACACUCACUCACACACACAUUCACGAAAACACACACACAUUCUCUCACAGUCCCACAUACACACACUCUCGAGGCUACCGUCAGUAUUUUAGUCUCUAUCUUAGUGAUUAAGACCUGUGAUGUUAUUAGACGUGUCAGAUAUCUGUAUAAGAUCACUACUAAACAGGACUGUUCAAAUGUCACUGCCAUCAAAAUGCCAUCAGCAUAUUUUCCAAUAUCAUUUGGAACAAGCAUGCAAGUAAAACAAGGAGAGACUAAUUUUUUGUUUUGAUGUAAUUUAUUUCCACAACAUGUUACAUUAAUAUGGUGUAAAAAUGAGUGUCUUAGUGGCUGAUUUGGGUUUUAAAAUAUCAUUUUGUGCGAAAUAACA